GUGCUCUAGGUAUGCCUCCAUUUUCAUCAACCCCACCUUAAAUCCAUCAUCAUAUGUACCACCAAACCAACAUAUCGGCUAUAAUUUUUCUCUUUCUUUCUAUUUCGCUCAUUGAGUUUGUUAUCAGAGGGUUGUUGGUCUGAGGAUUGGGUGAAAGCUUUGUCAGGAAGGAAAUGGGCAGGAAGUGCUCACAUUGUGGAAACAUAGGUCAUAAUUCAAGGACCUGCACCACUUUCAGAUCUUCUGCUGCAGGAAUGGGAUCAGGUCUUAGGCUUUUCGGUUUUCAACUACAACUGGAUGUAUCUUCACCUUCUGUAGUUUCCAAUCUUAUGAUGAAGAAGAGUUUCAGCAUGGAUUGCUUGUCUUCCUCUCCCUCUCCCUCUCCCUCUCCCUCUCCCUCUUCUUUGUCAUCUUCUAGAGUUUCCAUCGAUGAAAAUUCUGAUAAAACUUCCAUGGGUUAUCUAUCUGAUGGUCUCAUGGGCCGAUCUCCUGACAGAAAAAAAGGAGUUCCAUGGACAGAAGAGGAACACAGAAUCUUUCUAAUAGGGCUGGAGAAGCUAGGGAAAGGAGACUGGAGAGGCAUCUCUAGAAACUUUGUGACAACAAGGACUCCAACCCAAGUUGCAAGCCAUGCUCAAAAGUAUUUUCUUCGACAGGCAACUCUCAACAAGAAGAACCGACGUUCCAGCCUGUUUGACAUGGUUAGAAGCAAUAGCAUGGGUGGACCACCUAGUCUUACUAAAAUCCCUCAACUCGAUUUGCAUCAUCGUCAUCCCAUGCCUGUUGAUUGCAGUGAUUCGCAGACAAAUGUGGCGCCUGAUUUGGAGCUUACACUUGCCGCCCCAAGGCCGGCUUUAGAAGAAAACAAGUCAUCCCCAACAACAACAACUCUCCUUAUUAGACCCAUUAGUGUUACUUGACAACUUUUCAGUUCAUGCUGAUAAAGAUGAACACAGUACUAUAGUAAUCAGUAGUAAUUAUUUAAUUAAUUAAUCCUUGUUAAUCAUAAUUAGUAGUAUUCCUUUCAUUCAUCAUCCAUGAUUGAAGAGAAUGCGAAUUAGCUUAUAUUAUAUACUCAGUUAAUUAUAAAGUCACAAAUGGCAGCAAGUGGUGAGUUUUAGACAUUAUUGUAUUACUGAUAUGAUAACAAAUUAGCGCAUCUUUUACUCCAUCAUCUCCUUCAAUGAAAAGCCAGAAAUUUUGUAUCA
Gossypium raimondii (Peruvian cotton) is the source of this 1208-nucleotide messenger RNA. RefSeq names its product transcription factor MYBS3. Gene Ontology annotation, biological process: response to auxin; response to ethylene; response to gibberellin. The record is from RefSeq and is a predicted model, not a curated record. The transcript has 3 exons. The coding region runs from base 174 to 920 and encodes 248 amino acids. Gene Ontology annotation, molecular function: zinc ion binding; DNA binding. Lineage: Eukaryota; Viridiplantae; Streptophyta; Magnoliopsida; Malvales; Malvaceae.